This is a messenger RNA of Exophiala spinifera, 759 nucleotides long. RefSeq lists its product as uncharacterized. The record is from RefSeq and is a predicted model, not a curated record. The transcript has 9 exons. Gene Ontology annotation, molecular function: oxidoreductase activity. Lineage: Eukaryota; Fungi; Ascomycota; Eurotiomycetes; Chaetothyriales; Herpotrichiellaceae. Bases 1 to 759 code for a protein of 252 amino acids.
AUGCCAUACAAUCUCAGGGAUCGUAAUGUUUUGGUCACUGGGGGUUCUAGGGGCCUCGGCGCUAUCAUUUGUGAAAGGUUUGCUGCAGAGGGUGCAAAUCUCUUGAUUAACUAUGUAAGCGCAAGGGACAAAGCAGAAGAGCUUGCCGAAAAGUGCAAGCAGAGCUUCGGUGUCAAAGUUGCCAUUGCCCAAGGGGAUGUCGGGGUUGCAGCAGACUGUUCUCGCCUGGUCCAGGAAACCGUCAAACAACUGGGAGGUAUCGAUGUCAUUGUCAACAAUGCUGGUUGGACCAGGUUUGCAAAGUUUGGAGACCUCAACGACCUCAGCCACGACGAAUGGAACAAGUGUUGGCACGUGAAUGUCAUGUCACAACUGUGUCUGAUGCAGGAAGCCGCGCCCCUAUUCAAUUCCAACCCGGAUGGAGGAGUGUUUCUCAUUUCUUCGUCGGUUGCGGGAAUUAGCUGCGGUGGAAGUAGCAUGGGCUAUUCUGUAACCAAGGCCGCUGGUAUUCACCUGAUGAAGUGCCUUGCCUCCACCCAAGGCCCUAAGAUAAGAGUCAACGCCAUCUUGCCAGGCCUUCUUCUUACAGAUUGGGGUAAGAAAUAUCCCGAGGAGCGACAACAAUUUAUAAUCAAUUCGGCUGCCUUGAAACAUGAAACCUAUCUGGAUGAUUGCGCCGAUUCAUUCGUCUCGACUGCGAAGAACACUUCCAUCACAGGGCAACAAAUUGUAGUUGAUGCUGGUCUCGUCAUUAGGUAA